Castor canadensis (American beaver) is the source of this 5344-nucleotide messenger RNA. NCBI's taxonomy places the organism in Eukaryota, Metazoa, Chordata, Mammalia, Rodentia, Castoridae. The record is from RefSeq and is a predicted model, not a curated record.
UGGCAUUCUUUCAGAAGUUAAUUUUUACAAAUUGCGAACUAAUGAAACCAACUUUUAAAAUAUUAAAGAUUACCAAUUCAAUGAAGAUUACAAAUUCAAUGAAGCCUUAUUGAAGUAGGCUUACUUAUUGAAGUAGUCAUGAUUCAUAAUGUUAGGUGCAAACAAUAUUUCUGGCUUCUGUUUCACAGUUUGCAAGUCCAAUUUUAUGUACUUAAGUAUCUAUCAACUUCAGGAUAUAUGGGAGCUCUUCCCUCUGGGAUUUUUUUUGGGGGAUUCACAAUACUCUAGAUCAGGAAAUCUCAAAUUUUAGUGUGGGUUAGAGUCAUCAGGAGGCUUAUUAAACACAGAUUGCCAGGUCCUACCCAUAGAGUUUUUGGUUCCAAAGGUGUCUUUGUAUCUCUAAGAAGUUCCCAAAUGGCUUUCAAGCUGCUGCUCCUCUGGUACACAACCUUUGAGAACACUUCCCUAGACAGUCAGGUGAUAUCUGCCAUGAUAAAUAUUAUGGGUAUCACUUAAUAAGUAGCAAACAUAACAAAUAAAUACACACUGCAAUAUUAAAUAGUUUGGGCAGGGAGCCUCAUUGAAAGGGUGAGAGUUGAGCAAAAACUUGGAGGAUUCUUCUUAAAUUUCCACAUGAAUAUCACAGUUAAGAUCUAUUUUCCAACAAUUCAUACAUGUUUGUGUUUUCAACUUUAAAAAAAAGUCAAGGGGAGUAUUCUGAACCAUCUUUGGUCUGGCAUGCCUCCAGGUUCUACAAUCUUUUUCUUGCUCUAGUAAAUUUUGUUAAAUUGAAAAAAAUUUUAAAAAUUAAAUUUCAAAAACAAUCCAUAAUUUACAAGCUAUUUUUAAAAAUAAGUAAACAUAUAAUUUAGGUUUGCUCAAUAGUAAGUUCCAUCUGAAAAGGACUUCUAUCUACCAUUUCAAUGGUUUUCUUAAGAUUUUUAUCCCACCAACCAUGAAUGCCCCACAUUCAUGAAUAGGACACCAUUUCUGAGACUGAGAAAAGGAGGCUGUCAUGCCAGUGACCUAUAUUUAGCUCUGAAACCCAGUCCACUGCCACAAUCCACUGGAAACUCUCCAUCCACCAAGCGAGAGGUCACAACCCUCAGUUGAAAAAACACUCUAAUUUGCCAAAAAGUUAAGAGGAUCUUUUCCAAGAGUUUAAUUACUUCACUGCUCAUUAUCAAGCUGUGAGACUUAAGAAAUUUUUAGUUAUGAAGGCUUUGCUCAUUUUCCAAGAAACAAAUUGCCAAUAUGAAUGAUGAAAAAAACGAAAUGCAGAAAAUUCAGUGUCCUUACUUUCCUCGCAAUCUGUCAGAAGCUUCAAGCUAUCCUUCCAUACCACUGGAGUUUUUGUCAGAAACUGAUGAAGGACCCUCAAAAAGGCACAGGAACAUCAUCUUCAGCGGGCUAUUUCCGCACAGCAGGUAUAUGGCGAGAAGAGGGAUAAUAUGGUUAUACCAGUCCCAGAAGCAGAAAGUAAUAUUGCUUAUUAUGAAUCUAUAUAUCCUGGGGAAUUUAAGAUGCCAAAGCAGCUCAUUCACAUACAGCCUUUUAGUUUGGAUGCUGAACAGCCUGAUUAUGAUUUGGAUUCUGAAGAUGAAGUAUUUGUGAAUAAACUGAAGAAGAAAAUGGACAUCUGCCCAUUGCAAUUUGAGGAGAUGAUUGACCGACUAGAAAAAGGCAGUGGUCAGCAGCCAGUCAGUCUGCAGGAAGCCAAACUACUGCUAAAAGAAGAUGAUGAAUUAAUUAGAGAAGUUUAUGAAUACUGGAUUAAAAAGAGAAAAAACUGUCGAGGGCCAUCUCUUAUCCCUUCAGUAAAACAGGAGAAGCGAGAUGGUUCCAGCACAAAUGAUCCUUAUGUGGCUUUUAGAAGACGCACUGAAAAAAUGCAAACUCGAAAAAAUCGCAAAAAUGAUGAAGCCUCUUAUGAAAAAAUGCUUAAGCUGCGGCGAGACCUAAGUCGGGCUGUAACUAUUCUAGAGAUGAUAAAAAGAAGAGAAAAGAGUAAAAGGGAGCUAUUGCACUUAACACUGGAAAUUAUGGAAAAGAGGUAUAAUUUGGGUGACUACAAUGGAGAGAUCAUGUCUGAGGUUAUGGCACAAAGACAGCCAAUGAAACCUACUUACACCAUCCCUAUCAUCCCUAUCACUAACAGCAGUCAGUUUAAACAUCAGGAAGUGAUGGAUGCGAAGGAGUUUAAAGUUAAUAAGCAAGAUAAAGCUGAUCUUAUCCGACCUAAACGGAAAUAUGAAAAGAAGCCUAAAGUCUUACCAUCGCCUGCUGCUGCUACUCCUCAACAGAUGAGUCCUGCUGCACUGCCAGUCUUCAAUGCUAAAGAUUUAAAUCAGUAUGACUUUCCCAGCUCAGAUGAAGAACCUCUCUCCCAGGUUUUGUCUGGCUCUUCAGAAGCUGAGGAAGAAAAUGACCCUGAUGGUCCUUUUGCUUUCCGUAGGAAAGCUGGCUGUCAGUACUAUGCUCCUCACUUAGACCAAACUGGCAAUUGGCCUUGGACUAGUCCUAAAGAUGGAGGAUUAGGGGAUGUGCGAUAUAGAUACUGCUUAACUACUCUCACUGUACCCCAAAGGUGUAUUGGAUUUGCACGACGACGGGUUGGGCGCGGUGGAAGGGUCUUACUGGACAGAGCUCACUCAGACUAUGACAGUAUGUUUCGCCACCUGGAUUUGGAAAUGCUUUCCUCACCACAACAUUCUCCAGUCAAUCAGUUUGCCAAUACCUCAGAAACAAAUACCUCGGACAAACCUUUCUCGAAAGACCUCAGUCAGAUACUAGUCAAUAUCAAAUCAUGUAGAUGGCGGCAUUUUAGGCCUCGGACACCAUCCCUACAUGACAGUGACAAUGACGAACUCUCCAGUAGAAAGUUAUAUAGGAGUAUAAAUCGAAUAGGAACAGCACAACCUGGGACCCAGACAUGCAGUACCUCUACGCAAAGUAAAAGUAGCAGUGGUUCAGCACACUUUGCAUUUACAGCCGAACAAUACCAGCAACAUCAACAGCAACUGGCACUAAUGCAGAAACAGCAGCUUGCACAAAUUCAGCAACAGCAAGCAAAUAGUAAUUCCUCCACCAACACUUCACAGAACCUUGCAUCUAACCAGCAGAAAAGUGGCUUUCGCCUGAAUAUACAGGGUUUAGAAAGAACAUUACAGGGUUUUGUUUCCAAGACUUUGGAUUCUGCUAGUGCUCAAUUUGCUGCUUCUGCUUUGAUGACAUCAGAACAACUGAUGGGAUUCAAGAUGAAGGAUGAUGUGGUGCUUGGGAUUGGGGUGAAUGGCGUCCUUCCAGCCUCAGGAGUAUACAAGGGCUUACACCUCAGUAGUACUACACCAACAGCACUUGUACAUACAAGUCCAUCAACAGCAGGUUCAACUUUGUUACAGCCUUCAAACAUUACACAGACUUCAAGUUCCCACAGUGCACUGAGUCAUCAAGUAACUGCUGCCAAUUCUGCAACAACUCAGGUUCUGUUUGGGAACAACAUUCGAUUAACUGUACCUUCAUCAGUUCCCACUGUAAACUCUAUUACCCCAAUAAAUGCACGACAUAUACCUAGGACUUUAAGUGCUGUUCCAUCAUCUGCCUUAAAGCUGGCUGCCGCAGCAAACUGUCAAGUUUCCAAGGUCCCAUCUUCAUCCUCUGUAGAUUCAGUUCCAAGAGAAAAUCAUGAAUCAGAAAAGCCAGCACUGAACAACAUAGCAGACAAUACAGUAGCGAUGGAGGUGACGUAGCUUCCUCAGGAGUGGAAUGCAGCCUGGGGACAUGAUUAGGUGCUAUGCAUCAGUAGCAUUGAAUGCAAGGGAUGACGGAAUGCAGCACAUGCGUUUCUAUGGCAGCUGUGGGGACUUGACAGCAAUGCUCAUCUCUCAUGCUUCAAUUUUUCUUUUCUUACUGUUAAUAGGAAAAAAAUCAACAUCUGUAAAUUAAGAAUACAGCAAUUAUCUGUACAGUACUGCAUAUUUGUAAUACCCUUGUAUAUAUGUUACUUGAAUACAGAAAUGUUCAUUUGUGAUGCUUUGCACUUGGGGGUGGGGGGUGGGGGUAAUAAAUUGCAACAAAGAGUGUGAGAUGUGAGAUUGUAUAGAGAUGAAGUGUCAUCACAUCAUGUGCAUGGUGCGGAACCUGCUGUUUUAUCUAUUUAUUGUGCCGUGUUUACAGUUUUUUGUACACUGUACCUUCAUUGGUUCCUGUGCUGUAGUAAAUGUGUUAGGUAGCUGUGGACUCCUUGGUAUUUUGUAAAUGGUAUAACAUAACUUGGUUCCCCUCUGGGUCCUUGAGUUUUCUGUGUAUCAUGUGAAAAAAAUGGUGACAUACAUACAGAAUUUUACAAAAAAAAACAAAAAAGGCAUCAGUUUUUUAAACAUGGGGAAUGUACUGUUAAAUGGGGAUCUUCCUGGUCUACUACUAUUAGGACGAGUAACAAGCUAAAAAUGAAGUCUCUUGAAUCCUCCCAUCCCCACCUGCCCACCAAGCUGUGGGUGGUUUCUGGUACUUAAAGCACUAAUGUUAUGUUGCUGCUCUGCAAACAGCCCAGUAGUCCCAUUUCCUUCCACACCAAAAAGUGUUAAAUCAAGUAUGCAAAUGGAGUCCUUACAACUGGAGUUUAUGUUGUCUUGCCCUUUUUUUAGCACAAAAAAAAAACUGUACUUUUUUAUUGUCGAAUUGUUUAAAAGACUUCAUUCUUUACUUGUUCUUAUAAAAAAGGAUAUAAGGGAGAAGAAUGCAGUAAUUGCUGUACGUGUAUCAUCAUUCCAGUAUCUAAAAACAGCCAGCCAGCUUUUUUCCUUUUAAGAUUCUCCAGAAGGCUGCAAGGCCAGAACCACAAAUAUCGGGUGCCUUCCUUUGGAAAUAUUUGACCUCUCUUCUGUGAAGAGAAUGGUACUUAACAGACUACUACUAGUGCUUUGUCAGUACCGAAGUCUGAAUGCCCAGUCCAAUGGCAUACAUUAUCCUUAAGGUUUUUAAUCCCACCUGGAAAAAUUGUGAUAGAAUUCUCACAAAAUAAACCCAGGGCAUUACAUGUUGACAAACUAAUGUGUAGUGGUCUUUUGCUUUUAUUUUCAACCCAAGAACUUUUGUGCUAUUUUAAUUAUAAUUAUUCCAUAAGGGGGGGUGAUAACUUCAUGUUCAUCUCAACAAUUAUUUAUUACAUGACUAAUGACUACUAUAUGCCUGGAACCGUUUUAGGUCCUAUAGCAAUGAGGGAAAUAAGAACCUGCUCUCAUGGAACUUAUGAUCUCAUUGGAGAGAAAAGUUAAUAAAAUUUUAAAUGUAUUGUGAUUUGUGUUAGGAAGAAAAGUAAAGCAAGUAAGGGGAAAGACAGUGC